Molecule: messenger RNA, 1692 nt
Organism: Alternaria atra
Lineage: Eukaryota; Fungi; Ascomycota; Dothideomycetes; Pleosporales; Pleosporaceae
Exons: 3
Coding region: 1-1692 (563 amino acids)
Source: RefSeq, a predicted model, not a curated record
AUGAAGGUUUCGACAGCUCUUAUUGGCUUACAGAGCCUCUCGCUAGGCGUUUUCCUCGGUCAAGUGACUGGCACUCCGCUGCCUCCGAAACCUUCGAGAGCAACCGUAACGGAUGGCACGGCGACACUCGACCAAGGAACUGUAAAGGGUUUCACAGAUGACUAUGGAAACUCUGUUUUCCUAGGCAUUCCGUUCGCGCAGACAACUGGUGGGGAAAACCGAUGGAAAGCCCCUCAGAACAUCAGCAAGCUCAAGAAGGGUGAGGUGCUCGAUGCGACAAAGUAUGGCGCCACCUGUCCGCAAGCCAUCACCGGCACAACAUACUCCCAGCAGGAUGAAGACUGCCUGAACCUUAACAUCUGGGUGCCUUCUCCAAAUAGCCCCCCAGGUCCACCAAGUCCCCCUCCAGGCUUGAAGGCACCAGGUCUUCCUGUUUUUGUUUACAUGUACGGGGGCGCUAUGGUCACAGGAUCAAGUAGCGAUCCUAAACUCGUUGGUGAGAACUUUGCUCGCAAGGGUGUCAUCUUUGUUAGCUUCAACACUCGUGAGAGCAUUUGGGCGUACCCCAAUUCCGCCGAGCUUGCAGACGGCAAAGAGUCGCAGAACUUUGGCAUCCUCGAUGUCGACAAGGCUUUGCAGUGGGUGCAUGACAACAUUGCCCAGUUCGGCGGCAACCCUGAGCACAUCGUCUUUGGGGGUCACUCUUCUGGCUCGGUUCAGGUUGAUCAUUACCUUUGGAACCAUCCCGACACCUUCCUUGCGGGUGCUGUUCAGAUGGCCGCGAACGCAAAGUCUGGUCCGGCCGUAGGUCCUACCAACGAAGCGCUUGACCUCGUUGCUAAAGAGGUUGGCUGCGCGACUGGUAAAGGCCAGCUCGAGUGCCUGCGUAAAGUCGACAUGUACGCAUUCCAAACUGAGGCCUUCAACGCCACUUUGAACACGUACUUCACGCCUGUCGUGGAUGAGAAGACGCGCUACCAAGAUUAUGCCUCGCGUUUCGCUGCUGGCAACUACGCAUCCCAUGUUCCUCUGCUGACGGGUAACUCCGACAAAGAGGGCGCCCUCUUUGGCCUGGUGUACGGCAGCGAGAACGCUGACUUCUCGGCAUGGCUCAGCACCUUUAAUGCUGAUGUAGCGGAGAUUCCGAAAGACCUUAUCGAGGCAGCGUACGACAUCGCCGAUUACUCCACUGUCUCCGAAAUGAGCGGUGCUCAGUACGGUGACGCACGAUUCUUCUGCCCGGUCGAUCAUUUUAUCGAUAUGCGCAGCGAGACACAAGACACUUGGUCAUACCGCUUCCUCGGCAACUAUUCCAACCUCCUGCCUUUACCUGUAGCUUACCCAACACAUGGCGCUGAGAUCUCAUUCUUCUUCGGAGGAAACGGUGCCUUUGCUGGUAUCGAGGGCGUGACUGCCGAACAGCAGGCGCUUGCCGAUUUCCAGAACGACUGGUUCGUCGAGUUCAUCAAGAACCCCGCCGCAGGUCCUGGCUGGGACAAGGCCACCCCUCGCAGCGGGCCGAUUGCGAAGCUCGGUGUGCCUGGCAACGAGCUUGCUGUAGAGAUUGGCAACACGGCGGAUUUCAACGCUAGAUGCCAGACUGUUUACAACCCAUUCCUUCCAAAAUAUCCAGUCAUCCAGAGCGUACUUUCUGGUGCAAUGGAUAUGGUAGAGGGCGUCAUCGGAAAUUAG